This is a messenger RNA of Papaver somniferum (opium poppy), 873 nucleotides long. Its product is annotated as trichohyalin-like. The transcript is spliced from 2 exons. The record is from RefSeq and is a predicted model, not a curated record. The coding region runs from base 1 to 873 and encodes 290 amino acids. NCBI's taxonomy places the organism in Eukaryota, Viridiplantae, Streptophyta, Magnoliopsida, Ranunculales, Papaveraceae.
AUGGGAGAAAGAAACAACAGAGCAAACCAAGCCCAAACUCAGAUCCAAAGCGAACUAGUACAAGAAAACAUUAUCGACUACGAUAGAGUAAGCGUUCAUACCGCAAACACAAAUUCAAAAAAUAAAGAAGAGGAAAGGAGUGGAGCUCCAGGACUAAUAGAAGGGGAUGAGGAGAGCAUGACAACAGCGGAACUUCGACAAAGGUUGAUUGUAGAAAGAAGGAGAGAAGAUGAAGAGCGUGCGAAUUUGACGCGCCAGAAUAAUGAGUUAAGAGAAGAAAACAUAAGAUUGCAAGAGCAGAGAUCAAGAAGUACCACACGUGUGAGCUCAAAAUCAAGGACAAGCAGGAGUACAUCCAGGCGUAGCCAAUCUGGUAGAAGAGAUGUCAGACAAGAGUCACCUUUGGAUAAUAUUGCUGAAAUAAUUUCAGAAGUCGAUGACCGGUAUGUACAGCAAGGAGAAGAGCAUCGCGCGAUAAAAGGUAACAGAGGUAAUAGACGCGAACGACAAGGCGAACGGUAUCGCGUUCACCAUAACCAGGAUGAGGAAGAUGAUGAAGAACAAGGAAGAAUGAUAUUACAUGGUAGGGAAAUGUUGCGAAAUCAACGAAAACGCGAAGAAGAAGAAGAAAGGAAUCUCGAUGCACAGGCUUAUGCGAGACAUGAGAGGGAUAGGCGAAGAAGAAGAAGAAGAGAAGAAGCUGAGGAACGAGAAAUACAGGAAGUUGUGCGUCAAAAUAGGCAUGAUAACAGAGUAAGGAAAGCAAGAUUAAAAAGACCCAUGCAGCCAGGUGCAGAUCAAACAAUGAAUGAGACAAUCCUUAGAAUUAGCAGAGAUGAGAGAAAUGAUUACCACGCGAAGAGAUGGAGGUAG